This is a messenger RNA of Bacidia gigantensis, 1638 nucleotides long. RefSeq lists its product as uncharacterized. Lineage: Eukaryota; Fungi; Ascomycota; Lecanoromycetes; Lecanorales; Ramalinaceae. The transcript has 2 exons. The record is from RefSeq and is a predicted model, not a curated record. Gene Ontology annotation, molecular function: protein kinase activity; ATP binding. Gene Ontology annotation, biological process: protein phosphorylation; mitotic G2 DNA damage checkpoint signaling. Bases 1 to 1638 code for a protein of 545 amino acids. Gene Ontology annotation, cellular component: nucleus; site of double-strand break; cytoplasm.
AUGAUAGCACACUCUCAGCUUGCACCACUCCCAAAUGAAUUGCCCUUCCGAAUAGUUUCGAAAACCAUCGGGCAAGGAGCAUACGCAUGCGUCAAGAAAGCCGCACCGCUUGACUCCCCUGGACCUGUCUUUGCUGUCAAAUUCAUCCACAAAGACUAUGCCACUCGUCAUGGUCGUCUCAAUAAGAAGCAGCUGGACCUUGAGACCAGCCUGCACGAGUAUCUUGGUGCACAUGCAAACCUCGUACAAUUCUUCAGUAGCGGGGAGGAUUACACCUGGCGAUGGAUAGCGAUGGAGCUUGCGGAAGGCGGCGAUCUCUUCGACAAAAUCGAGUCAGACGUUGGUGUGGGUGAAGACAUUGCACAUCUCUACUUCACGCAAUUAAUCAGUGCUGUGGCAUACAUGCACUCGAAAGGCGUUGGUCAUAGAGACAUAAAGCCGGAAAACAUCCUAUUGUCCACCGGAGGCAGCCUCAAAAUUGCCGACUUUGGAUUGGCGGUGCUUUUUGAGUAUAAGGGCCAGAAAAAGCUAUGUUCCUCAAGUUGCGGAAGUCCUCCGUAUACAGCCCCAGAAGUGGUCACUUGUGAUCAUAGGGUCAAAAAACGAUUGGACCAAGGUUAUUUUGGACCUCUUGUCGAUAUCUGGUCUUGCGCUGUUGUGCUCUUCGUGCUGCUUGUUGGAAACACUCCAUGGGAUGAACCGCUGGAGCGAAGCUAUGAAUUUAGCGAGUACCUCAAGGCAAGUGGGCGACCGGAUGACGAGCUUUGGGAUAAGUUGUCAGACGAGAUUGUGCAACUGUUGAGAGCUAUGAUGCGGAUCGAACCGACCGAAAGAAUGACAUUGGAGGAUAUACAAAGGCACCCUUGGUUUCGAAGACAGAACCCGUACCUUGACAGCAACGGAAGACUUGAACAUCCGGUGCAACUUGCCACGCAGAUGUUUGAGAGUAUGAGGAUUGACUUCUCCAAAGAUCCUGUCCUUUCUCAAAGAAGCCAGCGAUCCGGGGAUGCAAUGGACAUCGAUGAAAUACAGAGCAGCCGCCAAAAUGACUCUACUGACUCACGCACACCUAAUAACGAGAUUAUGUUUGACUGGGAGACCCGAGGACACUUAAGCAAUGGUGACUUACCUGCGGCCGCCAAUAGUGCUGCAAUUAGUCAACUCAGCUGGGAUGAGCAGCUGGCAGAGGAGCCGCUUUGCUCUCAAUUUUCGAGUACUCCGCGCGUCCCUCUCACCAGGACACAAUUCGCAAGGCAAUUUCAUGAUAUAAUUCCCUCACAAUCUCUCACUCGCUUCUUUUCCUUUUGGUCCACAGAGCAGCUUCGUAACGCUCUUCAGGAUGCCCUGCAAAAAAUCUUCCUUCUCAAGUCGGAUGGCUCGUCUCAGGUCGGCAGUGAUGAAGUGGCUUCAAUUAGGAUUAGAGCGAUGGAUGGUAGAAACUGUCCGAUUAGUGGAGAUAUUUUCAUCGAAAGACUGUUUGGUGUAGAGGGCCAGGCGCAUGAGGUCAACUUCGUCAAAAUUAAGGGCGAUCCGGUGGAAUGGAGAAGACUGUUCAAGAAAGUCGUUGUGCUUUGCAAAGAUGCUGUCUUUAAACCUGACCAGAGCAUUGCAUUGCUAUCCCAAAGUAGUGUGCUGUGA